This is a messenger RNA of Phyllotreta striolata, 430 nucleotides long. Lineage: Eukaryota; Metazoa; Arthropoda; Insecta; Coleoptera; Chrysomelidae. The record is from the annotation of a GenBank genome assembly.
CGAUAAUGUCAAUGUCACUUGUCAAAAAUUUUUCAUGUGAGAAAUUGAAAAUAUUUUCAAAUUCCACUUAAUAUAUUUGAAGUUUUGAAAUUGUAUUAGAAUAAGCAAUAAUGUCGUUUCCUACGAAAGAGGAACGAACGAAAUGCUGGAACGCCAGGGAUAGAUAUUGGGAAUGCCUGGAUAGCCAUUCGGUAAAGUCCGAUAAUUUGAAAGAUGUAAAAGUUUGCACGGAGUUGAGGAGUCUUUACGAAAGCGCUUGUACUGCACAAUGGGUUAAACAUUUCGAUAGAAAGAGGAAUUAUCUGGUCUUCAAGGAACGGAUAGAAAAAGACGGUUUUGAGCCACUGAACAGCGUAAAGUGAACUAUUAUGUGAUUUUUACCAGUGUACAUAUUUGUUUUUUAGUUGAAUAGAUUGAAAUUGUUAGGUCA